Molecule: messenger RNA, 321 nt
Organism: Geodia barretti
Lineage: Eukaryota; Metazoa; Porifera; Demospongiae; Tetractinellida; Geodiidae
Source: the annotation of a GenBank genome assembly
AUGACGCGAAGGGCGUCCAAUCUGCUCGCGCGUGCUCCCGAGCUGCAGAUCAACAUCAGCGCAGAGGACGGCGAAACGUAUGGCGUUGCUGACGGCGAGUGGAUAAGCCUGAAGUCCAGGCGUGGGGUGUUAGAGGGCAGGGUGCUCUACACCGAAAAAAUGCGGGCAGGGGAGGUGUUCGUGCCUUUCGUCAAGCUGCAAGAGCACGCUGCGAAUUUCCUGACCAGCGACGCUCUCGACCCGUUCUCAGGCAUACCGGAGUACAAAGUCUGUGCAGUCCGCAUUGAGAAGGUAGGAGAGCCAGUUCACUCAGCGGAUUGA